AGUUACCAAGUUCAUUAGGAAACUGUGCAUCACUAGAGUUCAUUGAUUUUGGUUCCAUGGUGUGAUCAAAGAUGGUUUUGGAUUCUCAAACCUACGAGUCGUCAACUUAUUCAACAACAGUUUUAGUGGGAAGAUACCAUCAAAGUUCAUUGAGACCAUGAUUCAUAUGAGAGCAUUAAAUGCAAGUCGCAAGAUGGGAUAUAUGGAGCAGCUCUUGCUACCAAAUCUCUUCCAGCCUUUUGAAGAUUUUGGUCCAUUUGAUUACUCAAUGACCAUAAUCAACAAGGGCUUGGAAAGGAACUAUAUGACAGAUUCCAGAUACUCUUUUUGGAAUAGAUUUCUCUUCCAACAAUUUUGAAGGACAGAUUCCAGAUGCAUUUGGUUCGUCAAGACUUUUGCAAGGAGAGGGAUACGGCGACCACAGCGCACAGGCGGCGGGGCACAGUCUUCAUCGGCGACCACAGCGCACAGCGGAGAUUCUUCAUCGGCUACCGCACAGAGCACAACUGCACAACCUAUCUCCUCCUCCAACAGGGUACACCACCUCAUUCAUUCAUUUCAGUUUUACAAAUCAACCUUUGUCUCCGGCAGCCGUUGUUAAAAGAUCUUCAGUUCUGCACCAACUUGGAUUGGUGGUUUUCGUCAAUCUCAUUUACUUUGGGUGGAAAACAUGAACAUCAUGAACUCGUUAAUCUGUGUCUUCACGUCUGCCAAAGCAUUUAAUGCCAUUAACAAGGGAAGGCUUACAAAAAGAAUUCGUAAAGAAGAGUGGUUGUUACAUGAAUUCUCCAGAAGUUCGCUUCUUGUCAAUGGAUCUCCAUGCGCAUUCCAUUGCAGGAUAAGACUUUAUUAACUCUUUAGGUUUGUUAUAAUUUCCGCUAUCUUUAUCUCUUUUU
Cuscuta campestris is the source of this 896-nucleotide messenger RNA. NCBI's taxonomy places the organism in Eukaryota, Viridiplantae, Streptophyta, Magnoliopsida, Solanales, Convolvulaceae. The record is from the annotation of a GenBank genome assembly.